UAGGAUGGUUAAUCUUGAAAUUAAUAUCUCUAACUCUAAACCGCCUUGGUUACCAACAUCCAACAGCUCCAGCUAUCCUAGUGGCUGGAGUUUGUCUUUAGUUGCAGAAAAAUGCGUGUAAGGUCGAUAUCAUUUGUGAAAAACAUGCCGUUAUUAAUUUUAAUUCGUGUUCUAACUGAUAUCGUUGGGUCUCAAUCGCUGCAGCCGUCCUGUACUAACGCGGGACUCCAGAGUACCGUGCUCAACAUCAGCUUAGUGGUAAUAAGCGAUACCUCCACGGAAGGUUAUCAAGCUCUGCCGUUUCUGGGACCGGCACUUUCCUUGGCCGUAGAACACGUUAGCGCGAAGUAUAACGGCGCGAUGAAUUUCAGUUUACACUUUAUUGGGAAACGAGGGUGUAAAGAAGUCGGUAGCAAUGCGAUCUCAAUGAUAUCUGAAUGGCAUUAUCGUGAAAGAAAUGAUCGCGACCUCACAAUUUAUAUCGUGCCAUCAUGUGCAGACGAUACGGAGAUGCCUUAUUUUCAUACACAGUGGGAUACUUUGUGGAUAUCAACAGUCUCGGCCGGGCCCAAAAUCCGCCGUCGCGAUUUAUACCCCACCUGGAUAUCCACCAACUUUUUUUUGGUGUCCGAGUGCGCUGAACUGUUUCUUGAGAUAUUGAACAAGUAUAAUUGGACUUCCAUAGCCGUGAUUAUCGACAACAGCCCUCCUCCAUUCUAUUUCAUAUUGGCAACGACAUUCCUGAACAUUGUUAAAAGCCAGAAACACAUCGUUAGUAUUGUGAGGAAUAUAGAGACAAAGGCAGGUUCCACUGGAUUUCGAUCGAUUCUUGAAAGCAUCCGCACGAUAAGCAGAGUGGUGCUGUACUUUGGCGCUGAACCGGCUUUGUGGGAUUUUUUGUGGACCGCUUAUAUGUUGAACAUGACAAACGGAGAAUAUGUAUACCUGCUGGUAGAGAAUAACAUGUUUCGACCAAUAAGCUGGCAGAAUAGCGACAGAAACGAUUCGGUGCUCCUUCAAGCGUUCCACUCGGUCUUAAUUGUGAAUCCAAGUGAGAACAGCGAGAAUGUUGGCACAAAAAUGCAGCUCGGGAAGGAAUUUCUCCGGCGAACAGAGCAAGAUUAUAAUUUCACAUAUCCAAUAUCAAACCAGCCAUAUGCCCUUAUUGUCGGAAGCUACAUGACCGUCUUUGCACUAGCGGAGGCCAUCAACGAUACAAUUACUUCAGGCGACAGAGCGAAUUGCAGCGGUGUGGCACUAGCAAGGCUUCUACUGAAUCGAACUUUUACUGAUGACUUUGGCAACAGCAUGUAUAUAGACAGCGAAGGACAGCGGCGCACCGACUUCACGGUUUCUUUCUUCAACGCUAACGGAAGUCGUGAGCCGUUGUUGCGAAAAUUUGGCCAAACAGGAGACUUACUAGAAGUGACACGGUUAUUAGUGUGGGUCAACAGUUCAUUUCCUCCUCCCAACGAACCGUAUUGCGGAUAUUUGAAUCAGAAGCUAUCCUGCCUUAUACCAAGUGACAACCGCUCAGCCUACUUGCUAACAGCGAUUUCCACAAGUCUCUGUCUUGCUGUCGGCAUAAUGAUAAUAGGAUGGAUUGCAUAUAACAAAUUUAAGGCUAAAUACCAACUGCUCCGAGAUCCGUGGUGGCAAAUCCAGCUGCACGAACCAAAUAAUCGACGAACAGCAUCCUGUCGUUCUCUUCUCUCGAAGAUCUAUUCGGAUCAUUUCUCAUACGAGUCCAGUGACCUCCCUACAACUUUUAGCUGGACUCGAAGCUUCUGUGGCGCCGUAGUUUUCGGCACAUAUAGAACCAAACCCGUUAUGGGCUGGAAACUGUGCCAUCGGAACCAGCCAGUUGGCUUUCCCGAUAUUUCGGAAAAUAAUGAACUGUUGGUGCUGCUUCAAAAGUUGAGCAGAAUGGAGCACCUCAAUAUUUGCCAGUUUGCCGGACUUGCCAUAACACGAUCUUCUAAAGGGAUUUACUGGAUUUCGGCAGUAAUAGAGUGCCCUUCACGGGGCGCGUUGCCUGACAUAUUUGACAGCUACGCUAGCAGGGACGCGGCACUACUUCCCUGUCUAGCUCAUGAUUAUCUCAAAGCAGUACGAUAUAUCCAUAAUUCUUCGCUACAAUUCCAUGGACGAAUCAGCGUCUUGACCUGUUGGGUCGACAAACACUUUACACUUAAGCUAGCGCAUCUUGCUUCCGACAGGUUGAGACAAAAUCUGCAUACAGCGUGUGGAUUUCUAAGUACAGGAGUGUGUCAAAAUAUUGUCUGGGAAUCCUUCUACUGGUCACCACCCGAUACCGGAAGCAGUCAUGAUAGCAGGUUAUUGCAAAUGGUUGAUAUUUACUCCAGCGGUCUGGUUUUGCUUGACAUAUUGACAAAAGGAAGGGUUCUAGAAAGCGUGAGAUCGCUCACCAAAACUGGCCGAAGUCUUCGUGAACUUUCGUUUGGAACACUUUUAUCGUCCUUGCCCGAAUUCGAAGUGAUACUGCGGUCUUGUAUUGCUCUUAAUUCACCCCAGCGACCAGACAUAAAAAGUCUUCUCCGAGCGCUGGCUCCUAUGCUGUCUCCACAUUCGCACAAAACUACGAGUACAUUCUUCGAUCAAAUCUAUGCCAGACUGGAAGGUUAUUCUGCUGAACUGGAAUGUCAAGUUACGAAGAGGACCAGCGAACUAAUGGAGGAAAUGGAUAAAUGCGACGCUAUUAUUAACCAAUUCUUACCACGGUCUGUGGCGAAGCAGUUACGAGCCGGUGAAAAGGUUCUACCUGAGUUCUUUGAAUGCGCCACGAUUCUGUUUACUGAUCUCCAUGGAUUUGCUGACUUUGUAAAGAUCCACGCACCCGAGAUGACGAUUGCUGUUACGUCAGCGACGGAAGUCUGUAUAGAUAAGCUCACAACGGAGUGCGACGUGUAUAAAGUGGAAGCAGUCAAUGAUUCGUUCAUGGUGGCUAGCGGAAUACCAGAAAGAAUAGGAAUAAAACACAUCGAGCGAAUUGCGAGUUUUGCUACAAGGCUGGUGGAACUGCAGACGCAAUUUACAUUUCUGGAAAAUCUUCGGUUUAAGACUGGAAUUCAUUCGGGUCCCUGUGCUGCGGGAUUAAUGGGACUAAAACGACCUCGUUACUGCCUAUUUGGUGAUACCGUCAACAUGGCUUCCAGAAUGUGCAGCCACGGUUUACCAGGGCGUAUCCAUAUCAGCCCGGAGAGUCAACUUCUUCUGGAGCAAUUUAGUCAGUUUAUCGUCGAAGCACGAGGACUGCAGGCUAUCAAAGGAAAAUAUGAAAUAGCAACCUACUGGCUUCUUCCGUUUCCCCAGAAAUAAAUGAACGUUUGCAUUCUUAAGUGUGAAAAUCUUGCAGUUGCCACAUAUUUUAAUGGCAAUGGUUAUAUGUACAGUACUAUCAAAACCGUUUAGU
This is a messenger RNA of Paramacrobiotus metropolitanus, 3433 nucleotides long. RefSeq names its product atrial natriuretic peptide receptor 1-like. The transcript has 20 exons. Gene Ontology annotation, molecular function: protein kinase activity; peptide receptor activity; ATP binding. The coding region runs from base 112 to 3339 and encodes 1075 amino acids. The record is from RefSeq and is a predicted model, not a curated record. NCBI's taxonomy places the organism in Eukaryota, Metazoa, Tardigrada, Eutardigrada, Parachela, Macrobiotidae. Gene Ontology annotation, biological process: cGMP biosynthetic process; intracellular signal transduction; protein phosphorylation.